Molecule: messenger RNA, 657 nt
Organism: Colletotrichum godetiae
Lineage: Eukaryota; Fungi; Ascomycota; Sordariomycetes; Glomerellales; Glomerellaceae
Product: DSBA-like thioredoxin domain-containing protein
Exons: 2
Coding region: 1-657 (218 amino acids)
Molecular function (GO): oxidoreductase activity
Source: RefSeq, a predicted model, not a curated record
AUGACGGUCAUCAAAAUCGAGGCCGUCACGGACCUGCUAUGUCCGUGGUGCUACGUCGGCAAGAGAAAUCUCGACCGCGCAAUCUCACAAUAUCGCGCCGUGGACCCUUCUGCCGAGUUCGAGGUCGUAUGGAAGCCGUUCUAUCUGAGCCCGGCGUUGAAGAGCACAGGCUACGACAAACGCGAAAUGUACACGACCCGCUUCUCCCUAGGAGGCGACCUCCCCACCGCAAUAGCCCGCGUAACCUCCGUCUGCUCCGCCGCCGGCAUCAACCUAAACGUCUCAGGCCGCACCGGCAACUCGCGCCAGUCCCACAAACUCCUACGGCUCGCCCUCGUCUCCAAGGGUCCCCUAGCCCAAGACCGGCUCCUCGAGGCGCUCUUCCGAGGGCACUUUGAACUCGGCGCCGAUAUUUCUGAUAGGAACUACCUCGUCAAGACGGCGGCGGCGGCGGCGGGACUGGAUGAAGCUGACGUCGAGGCCGCGCUCGAUAGCGAUCGUGCAGGGGAAGUUGUCGACGAAGAGGUUGUGGGGGCGAGAAAGGCUGGUGUUACGGGUGUGCCGACGUUUACUGUGCAGGGCAGGUGGAGGGUUGGUGGGAAUCAGGAGCCGGAUGUGUUUUUGAGGGUGUUUGAGCGGGUCACGGAGGGCCAUUGA